AUGGCGGACGACAUUGUCGACCGCAGCACGCUGAGCAACGGUGACUUUGUGUCACUGUUUGUGCAGAGUGCGGGUGGUGUGGCGAGCGUGGACUUGCUCUCGUCAAAGGAGAUCUCCGUCUUCCAACCCACCAAACUACAGCAAGAGCACCAGAAAGCAACACAGCAGCAAGGCGACAGCACCAAUGCAACCUACUCCUCCUCCUCCACCGCUGACGCCACCUCUACCAAGGCAGACACGGCACCCACCACCAUCCCAAACUUUGAGCAGGCAUGCAUCUUCCAGAUCAAGGCGGUGACGGACCUGCCGGAGGGCGCCAGCCUCAAGUACGGCGACGUCGUGCGCAUCAUCCACCGCAGCACCCAGCGCAGCAUCACGCGCCAGACCCGCGCCGUUGGCGGCGUGUACUCCGUGGCUCUCGAUGCCACCAGCGCCGGCGCCAGCCACUUUCGCCUCCUGCCGCGCUUCAAGAUCAGGGCCAUCGGCGACCCGGUCCUCCUCAACGACCAGGUCGUCUUCCAGAACGAGCUCAUCCUCGACGGAAACCGCACCUUCCUCACCUCCUCCUCAAGCCUCGACCAGUCCAAGGUCCUCCUCGCCUGCGGGCCGUCCGAGACAUCCGGCAUACGCAUCCGCCUCUUCGCCCCCUACAACGUCUCUGGGGAGGCCUUCAUCCACGUGCUCAAGGGCGGCGACUUUGUGCGCCUGUACCACCACGAGGCCAACGGGUUCCUCGUCGUUGCGCGGCAGAUUGGCGACGGCGACGAGGAUGACUUCCUUGGCCACGACAACACCGUCUGUCUCCGCGCCAUCGGGGCAGGCAACCAACCGGGCGACUACCACGACGCAAGCUCCAUCUGGCAGGUGGAGCUCGAGGACACCCAGCGCCGCGGCGGCAGGCCCGUGCUGUGGACCGACCACGUGCGGCUCAAGAACGUCCUCACAGACCAGUACCUCGACGCAAGCGCCAUCACCUCCACUGGUGUCAUGGCACCGGCUCAGACACGGCAGACAUCAGGCCUCUUCUCCCUGCUUGAGUCUACACACGCGGCGGAGCAGGAGAGCGAGGACAGCGCCACCGCCGCCGCCGUCGCCAUCAUGUCGCGCCAAGAGGACCUCCGCAUCCCAUACAGCGCCUUCUUCUACGUACGCGGGUCCGGCCAGUACCUGCACGUGAACACGGACGAGGCAGCCGUGGACGAGAACCAGCAGGGCGACGACACAACCUUUGUGCGCUCCGUGCUCGUGCAGCAGCGCCGGGAUGAGGACGCAUUCUCCCUGCACAGCGUCCACCAGCAGGACAUCCGCGACUUCUACUUUGCGCUCGGCCACGCCAAGAUCCUGGCCCAGCUGGCAGAGGAGCGGGUGCUCUCGGACGUGUGCAGCCCACGGCACGGCGAGCUCUUCAAGCGCGCGCGAAACAGCAUCCAGGCGCUCAUCCAGUUCUGCUCCGAGGACAAGAUUGAGGACGGGCAGGACGAGGUGGGCCGUACCAACACCCUGCACCAAAACAUCCUCUUUGACCUGCAGGUGCACACGCCCCUCAUGACCGUGGUCAGCGUGCCGUUCCAGGGCGCACACUGCGCGGACUGGGGCAAGGGCUGGCGCACGCGCCUGGCGCAGCCAAAGUGCCGCCGCUUCAACAAGCUGUGCCGCGACAUCUACCGCCUCAUCAGCUACCUGUGCCACGGCAACGUGCACGUGGGCCUGGUCAUGGCGGACGCCUACCUCACCGACAUGGUCAACCAGUGCCGGCUCAUCAGCUGCAUCGACAACAUCCACUGGCACAUUGCUGACACCCUGGACAACAUUGUGCGCAACAACCACAUCCUGCUCAACCGCGUCACGAAGCGGUCCGUCAACCUCUACAUCUCCCUCAUCCACGAAGCACACACCAUGAGCGACCUCGAGCAGUACCUCGGCCUCCUCGCCUCCCUCUGCUCCGUCGACGGCUCGGCCAUCCCCUCCAUCCAGAACAUCAUCCGUGAGCUCACCCUUGCCCCAGACGCGCCCGCAGCGGACAUCCUGCCCGUCACCACCAUCGACAGCGAUGGAAACAUGACCAUCUCCACGCGCGUGCCCACGCGAGGCAAGCCCUUCCACCAGUGGCGCGUCGUCACCAUGCCGCUGCAGGAGUACCUCAAGGACCAGGACCACCUCGAGUACUUUGACUCCAUGCUCCAGCUCUACGCCCAGCUGUGCCUGGAGGGCAACUGCCAGGACGAGCUGCGUGACGCGCGGCGGGCGCCCUACCCCAUGAUCAUGGGUGUGCUGCAGUCCAGCCUGCCAGCACACAUCAAGGCGCGCUUCUGCACGCUCCUUGUCAACCUGUACAUUGACGGCGACGACCUGCCCGAGGUGGACCACUCCAACCGGCGCUGGAACGACCUGGCCAACCACAAGUCGCACGCCAAGCUCAGGGCCGUUGCAGAUCGUCUCUUCCGCGUGGACGAGGUGGUCAACUGGGUGGAGGCCUACCUCUCGCAGAAGGGUCUGCUCUCGUACACGACAGGCUACUACUCCGGUGCAGACAGCAAGCGCCCCGAGAUUGCCGAGCUCAAGCAGGCAGAGGUGCAAGCCAACAUGCUCACGGAACAGGUGCUGCGACUGUGCCUGGCCAUGGUGAACAGGGGGCUGUACAACGACGUCGAGGCAAGGCAGCAGCUGACGCGCAGGCUGGUGGUGCUGCUGAUGCGCUCGCACCCGAGUGACACGGACGACCUCACGCCCACCGCGGCCCUUGACGUCGUCGUGCGCGCAAAGACGGUGCUCUGCCGCAUUCUCGAUGCGUGCGUUGACGUGCACCUGGACGACAUUGUCACCCAACUCCUGCACGCCUACAAGAAGGAGUGCGAGCAGAACAAGCGCAAGGGGCGCAAGCGCCGCCAGCAACAACAAGAGCAGCAACAGCAGCAGCAGCAGCAGCAGGGAGAUGAAGGUGGAGCAGACCUGCAACAGCAGCAGAGCACUCGCUCCCUGCUUGACAUUGACAUCAUCAAGCAGACGGGCGACAACCACCACUUCCUCGAGUACCAGGGCUUCACCCGCAAGCAGGCCGCGCACCUGCUACUGGCCCUGACCGUGUACCCGAGCGACGGCCUGCGCGUUGCGGCGCUCAACCUCCUCCUCCGCAACUUCAACAUCAAGGGGUGCCUGCUGGCGCGCCUCUCAAAUGUGGUGGUCAUCUCCGACAGCAGAGACGAGGCCACGCUGGAGCAUUUGGAGGAGCUCAUGCUCAUCCUCAAGCAGCAGGACAACGACGACCUGCCCACUGUCGCCAGAAACCUGACCAAGGACAUCCAAUGGAUGUGCGCAGAGUGUGUCACCGUCAACGACAAGCCAGCCUCAGACUUCCUCAACAACCCCGCAGCAAUAACAGCAGCAACAGCAGCAACAACAACAGCAGCAGCAGCAGCAGCAGCACCAGGAGCAACAACAACAACAACAGCAGCACGAGCAGCAGCACCAGGAGCAACACGCGGUGGUGGCCGGCGUGGAGCGCUGCCCUGGAACCAGCCAGAUGUGGUGGUGGAGCCACAGCAUGGGCGGCAGGAGAUGAUGCGUAACGCCAGCGCAUACAAGGCCGUGCUGAACCUGGUGCAGCAGCGGCUGUCGGGUGCCACCUUCAAGAAGGCCCUGGAGAGCGAGCGCGUGCAGGAGUUCUUUGGCUCGUGCUUUGAGUUCCUUGCCUUCUUCUGCUGGGACAACAGAAACAACCAGGAGCUGCUGAGCCACCCGCGCAACAUCGCCUUCUUCGUCGAGGCGUGCACAUACGGCAUCCACGCCGAGCGCGUGCUGCACCGCAUCUUCGAUGGGCAGCCCGAGCUGAUUGAGGAGCACGUCGUUGGCGAGGGCAACGUCGACCCGCUGCUCACCUGCUUCAUGCAGGAGCCCCGCUGCCGCACCGUGGCCUUUGUGCAGCUGCUGGAGACGCUGGUUGCGCCCGCGGGCACGCCGUCGCGCGACAUGCAGGAGGCCAUUGGCGAGAAGCUGCUGGGCGCCGAGGAGGACAAGGCAUACCUCUACCCGGCACAUACUGCCGGGGUGCACUUUGUUGCGUAUUUGGUCGCCACGUACACCAAGGCUGGCCAGGACCUGCACGGCUCGAUCCCAACGCUCAACACCAUUGGCUCUGUGCUCUCUCGCAAGGAAGAGCGGCUGUGCGCGUACUUUGAGCAGCUGUUGUCGCUGCUGGCCACCCUCGCCCGCGCCAACUCGAAGAUUGGCACGCUCGUGUCCAAGCUUGUGCCCCUGCCAGUGCUGGUGCAGCCGUUUGUGAAUGGGGCGGCGCUGCCCGUCACGCUCAAGGCCCGCCUGCUCACCCUGAUGCGUGACGUGUACCUGACUGAGGAGUCUCUGGAGGCCGAGCUGGAGCCCAGCGAUGAGGUGGGCGCAGAAAGUGCCCAUGGCAGUGGUGACGGCGGGAACGACAACGUCGACACGUGGGAGAUGCUGUGCAUACCGCUGGCAACUGAGCUUCAAUCGCUCGCCUCCGUGCAUUGCAGCAUCACCAAGCUGGACAAGUACCUGUUUGAGUCGCUGCUGCCCACCGCACUCAACGUGUGCCGCGCCCUCUCGCGCCACGUCCUCAACGACCCGUCCAUGCAGGCGCUCGCCGGGCCCUGUUCACGCCUGCUCACCGCCAUGCUCGACGCCCUGCGGCAGCGGCGCAACGUGGUGGAGGCAGACAUGUCGUGUGCUGUUGUUCAAGGCCACCGCAUGCUUGCCGUGCAUGUGCUCGAUCAAACACUAGAACUGGCCGUGCUUGAGGCGGAUGCGGACAUCCCCGCAUGCAUUAUCACAGAGCAGCGCUUCUUCUCUCAGCCAAACACAUACGGUUUGUCCAGCAGCGGGCCAGGGCAAACGCGCGCUGCGUGGAAGGCAAACGCAGAGACAGCGCGCCUCGACCGUUUCCGUGGGCGCGUGCGUCGUCUGCUGGCCAAGUCAAGCAAGCGGCCCACCCUGCCCUGGAUGCGGUUCAUGCAAGUUGAGCUCAGCUUCGGCGGCAUGUGGGGCCUGAUUGAUGUUGUAAGGUCAGGCCUGCUGGGCGAAAUCGAAGAGGACCAGGAAGAGUUGGAGGCACUGGAAGAAAAGCUGCGCGACGAGCGUGGCGAGAUGCCAACACAGGGUCUGUUGGACGCCCUGAGGGCUGAGGAACGGCAAUCGCGCCGGCAACAGGGCAACGUUUCCAGCCGAUCGCUCGCUGCUGGGUUCUUGGACACGCUUGCCCGCCCCACCGUGAAGGACGUGACCGUGGAUGUACAGCAGUGCCUGUCACGCAUUAUCGCGUUUGGUGAUGACCCAAACACGAUUGACGCGCCCGAGGAUAGCCAGGAGCACGGUAGUGCUGGUGGCGGUGGCGGUGACGGGUUCCAAAAUGUGGAUGAGGAAGAGGUGGAGGAUGUGAUGCUUGGCUUCUUGGGCAUGCUGUGCAGCCUGCUGACGUCGCCCAAGAAGACGGCGGCCAGCAACGAGGAGGCCACCUCCAUUGCAUCGUGCCUGCUGAGCAUGGGCGCAGCAGACAUGGUGCUGCACCUGCUUGACUCCGACGACCGCCGCCUGGUGCUGAUGGCGUGCCAGCUCGGCUGGCAGCUGCUCAAGGCAACCCCGCGCGUGUUUGAAGUGAACGACGAGCCCGACGCUGCUGCCGACCGCCAGGGCCCCAGCGGCGUGAGCGGGAACCGCAGCCUCUGUGCGCAGGAGGUGUUCUAUCGCGCGCUUGAGUCUGGUCCAAAGGCGGCCAGGGGCAUGGCAGCGCUGCACCGGCACCUGCAGGGCAUGGUGACGGAUUUGGCGGAGCGCGAGCGUGAGGGCCCGCUGCAGCGGCUAAAGCGAAACCAGGACUCCGAGGACCUGGACAUGGCGAUUGGCACGCGCGUGCUCGGCUUCAUCGAGGCCACGUGCGACGGCUGCUACCGUGACAUGCAGAACCUGCUGCGGUCUGCGGAGGGCCAGGGCACGGCCGUUGUCUCCGAGGUUGGUCGCCUGGUGCAGGGCAUGGACCACAUUGUUCGCGCCAAGAGCAGCGCGCCCAUUGGAAGCUCGUGCGAGGAGGGCAAGCCCGACGCUGUGCUGCACCUGCACAAUGACCUGAGGCGCGAAGCAAACGACAUCACGUUCAUGCAGCAGCUGUUUGGGGCACUCGGCGCGCUGGCCAGUGGACCAAACAGGGACAACCAGACAUUGAUUCUGCAGCACAAGGCGACCAAGUCCGUGCUGCUGUUCCUGCAGUAUCUCAACGACCCGGACGCCCAGCACGCGCCGCGCCGGUCUGUGCCGUCACACGCAGAGUCGCACUCGGGCCUGAAGCGCAGCAGCACGAUUCAUCGCAAUGAGAAUGUGAACCUCUUCACGCUCAACGCGCAGUGCGACGAAGCGCUGGAGACGCUGGACUCGUGGUGCGACCACUUUGGCAUUGAUCGGAAUGCCUUGUUUGAUGACUCCGAGCAGAAACGAGGCAUGUUUGGCUUGGGCGGUGGCCCGCAAACGCAGCGCAAGCGCAGCAGCAAGCUUUCCACGCUGAUUCGCGGCCCCAGCGUGAUGGCGGAGAACGAGGGCGUGGAGGAGCUUGAACUGGAAGACGCACACGACGACAGCCUGCUCGAUGAUGAGGGUGAUAGCGACGUCGACAAUGCUGGCGGUGGAGAAGAGGGCGGGGAGGAGGACGAGGAGGUAGACUAUGACUACGGUGAUGGCGCGGAUGGCAACAACACCAGUGCCGACGGAAACAGCGCGGCCGCCGAGGAAAAGAAGCCUAAGCGGCAGGGCAGCUUUGCUGCUGGUCUUGGCUUUGGCGCUGCGUUUGCCAGUGGCAUCCGCGCUGUUUCAGGCGCAGGACGCGACAAUAAUGGCGACGAUGAGGAUGACAUCGCACAGGCGCGUGCUUUGCUGACAAGCGAGCACCUGAUGGCUGCACGCGGGGCGCGGCAGCUGGCCGAGGCGCUCGACGUGUUGGACGAGCAGUGCGAGGCGGCCGUGCUGCAGUUUCUCUUGAGCGUGCUUGAAGGGCGGCUGAAGAAGGACUCUGUGCUGGACGUGCUGUGUGUGCAGCUGUUCCCGGAGAACGCGGGAGCGCAGGGCACCGAUUUCAAGCAGUGUGCCAUGUUCCGGAUGCUGAACGAGCACUACGUGAGCGCACGCCAGCAGCGCCGCAAGAACAAGAAUGAGCGAAACCAAGCGUUUGAGGCCGUGUCGCUCGUACCAAAACAGGCGCAAUUCCACGAUGAAGAUGUGGCGCUGCUGUACUACAUGAUGAUGCGCAUGCUGAGCGAGCUGGCAGAUGCACAGGGCUCGCGAGUGGCGCGGUUGCUCAUGGCGUGGGAGGACAAGGCGGCGCCCUCAAUCCGGCAGCGCGUGGCGCGGGUGGAGCUGGUGCACAACGGCAGCUUGCAGCCCGUGUACAUGCAGGUCCCGGACGUUGUUCGCCAGACCAAGGACCGUUUGCAGGUGCGGCAGCUGCGGAGUGCCAUGAUCAACAACAGCGUGCUGCUGACGCCCGAACAGCGGCUGCACACCUUCUUUGACGAGGCGCCACUGCUGAUUCGAGUCAUGGAGUUUGAGAACAAGGCCGGCAGCUACUGGCUGUCUCGCAUUGUGUCGCACCAGCGCGUGUUGCUGCUGUGCUGCUUCCUCCUCGCCUUGUUCAUCAACGGCUGGGUUGUGUUUGGACCGCCACCCAAGCGUCCAGAAGACCAGGCCAUACCACGCACCGCCGCCACCGUGCACACCGCGCUGGCUGCGCUCAUUAUUGCUGGGCAGUCGCUGGCGCCGCUGCGCGUGGACAUACAGCGGUGGCACGAGGCAAGCGAGGGCUUGUCGCUGACGAGGAAGAUUCUGCUUUUCCCCAUCCACUGGGUGUUCCACGCAAGCUACACCUACUAUGUGCUGUACCUGAUUCUGAGCGCUGUGGGGAUUUCACACUUUCAGUUCUUCUGCUUCCAUCUCUUUGAUGUGGUGCUGCGCGUUGAGGUGAUGACGCUUGUGCUGCGAGCGGUUCGCGUCAACCUGUCCAAGCUGAUUGGCACGUUCGUCCUGACCUUCUUCAUCAUCUAUGCCCUCACCCUCAUUGGGCGGGAGGCGUUUGCUGGCAAGUAUGAGUUUCCUGAUUCUGCUGCUGCGUGCAGGAGGGACCAGCCGCUGUCUGAGUGCCUGAAGGACCACCUGUACUACGGCUUCUACUCCUCGCCCGUGUUUGGCUCGGAGGCGUCCACGUGGGAGUUUGUGUAUGCGCUGUUCUACUUCCUGGUGAUUGUGCUGGUGAUGGCUGCGAUUGUUUCCGGUAUCAUCAUUGACUCGUUUGGCGAGUACCGUGCCGAGACGGAGGCCAUCGCUGCGGAGAAGGAGAGCCGGUGCUUCGUGUGCAACUUCAACCGCGACCAGAUCCAGGCAUCGGACGACACGGGUUUUGAGGGCCACGUGAUCAAGGACCACAAUGUCUGGAACUACAUCUGGCUCAUCCUGCGCGUGUUGGAGAAGCGGCGGACGCACAAACCGCUGACGGGCGUGGAGAUUGAGAUUGCGCGCCAGUGGGACACGACCAACACCAUUGGGCCCAUGAUGCCCGUGAACAAGGCGCUCUGCUUUGACACGGACGACGUGCACGUGGAAGCAGAUAGAAGGCGCUUCAGAACAUUCUCGCGCAGCUCUCUGCGCUCAAGACUGGACGCAUGCGGUGAUGAUGAUGAUGAUGAUGAUGAUGAUGAUGAUGAUGAUGAUGAUGAUGAUGCGUAGUGUGGGGUUGUGGGGGUUCUUUGAGUUGGAAUGUCCGUUCUUGUCGUGCUAGGGAGUGUGUCUUUCAUUGAUGGUUUUGCGUUGAUUGUUGUUACAUUGCGGCGCGCCAUCUUGUUGUUGUUACAUUACCCUCUUUCUGUACCAUGUUCUUGCUCACUUGCCCCUUGCCUUGUUGAGUGGAGGCUGACGCUUGUUUGACAAGAUGUGUGCACGUUUAUUAGCUGAUCUUGUUUGAGUGCGCUGUGUUGGUUGCUGCUCCUAGAAUGAACAAACGAAUGCAUGAACGAAUGCAUGAACGAAUGAACAGAUACAAG
This is a messenger RNA of Salpingoeca rosetta, 9044 nucleotides long. RefSeq lists its product as uncharacterized. The record is from RefSeq and is a predicted model, not a curated record. Gene Ontology annotation, biological process: calcium ion transmembrane transport. The transcript has 2 exons. NCBI's taxonomy places the organism in Eukaryota, Choanoflagellata, Craspedida, Salpingoecidae. Gene Ontology annotation, molecular function: inositol 1,4,5 trisphosphate binding; inositol 1,4,5-trisphosphate-gated calcium channel activity. Gene Ontology annotation, cellular component: endoplasmic reticulum; membrane. Bases 1 to 8730 code for a protein of 2909 amino acids.